Molecule: messenger RNA, 1203 nt
Organism: Neltuma alba
Lineage: Eukaryota; Viridiplantae; Streptophyta; Magnoliopsida; Fabales; Fabaceae
Product: disease resistance-like protein DSC1
Exons: 3
Coding region: 1-1203 (400 amino acids)
Biological process (GO): defense response
Source: RefSeq, a predicted model, not a curated record
AUGUCCAUUGGUGUUACAAGUUAUCUACGUGGCCUUCCUUUGGCUGUAAAAUUGAUAGGCUCCACUUUGAGAAAUGGAAACUUAACGGAACGGAGAUAUACACUACAACAGUAUAAUCAAAUCACUGGAAGAAAAAUACAUGAGAUACUGAAAAUAAGCUAUGAUUGCUUACAAGAUGGUGCUAAGCGUAUUUUUCUGGACAUUGCUUGUUUCUUUAAAGAGAAGAAUUUGGAAUAUGUUGAAGACAUACUAGGAGCUUGUUAUUAUGGGACAAGGUUUUAUAUUGAAGUUCUUGUUGAUAAAUCUCUAAUAACCGUUGCUGAUAAUGGUCGCUUGCACAUGCAUGAUUUAAUACAACAAAUGGCUAGAGAGAUUGUUGAGCAAGAGGCACCCUCCAAUCUUCGUGAACGUAGCAGGUUAUGGUAUUACAAAGAUGUGCUUAAUGGAGGAAAUGAUAUUGAAGGAAUAAUACUUGAUCCACCUAAACAAGAAGAAGUGAUGUGGAAUGGUUUGGCCUUUGAGAAGAUGAAUAAUCUUCGAAUUCUCAUUGUUAGAAAUACCCAACUUUUAACAAGUCCUAAAUAUCUUCCCAAUAGUUUGAGAUUACUUGAUUGGAGGGGCUAUCCUUCUAUGACGUUACCAUUGGAUUUUUCUCCUCCAAAACUAGUUUGCUUCAAGGUAUAUGGAAGUCUUUUCAAGAUGGAAGAGGCAUUCCAGAAGUUUGAAUGCGUCACAUAUAUGAAUUUCUCGAAAUGUGAACUCUUAAGAGAAGUACCGGAUAUGUCUCAUGUUCAAAAUUUAAAAACAUUAAGCUUUCGUGAAUGUCGCAAUCUGAUCAAAGUCCAUGAUUCUGCGGGAUCUCUUCGUAAGCUAAUAUUAUUAGAUGUUGGUGAAUGCACCAAACUUAAAAGCUUUCCAUGUGAAAUCAACAUGCCAUCUCUUGAAGAUCUCAUUCUUUCUGACUGCAAGAGUCUUAACUACUUCCCACAUAUAGUUAGAAAGAUGGACGCACUUAACAGUAUUUUUGCAGAUGGGACUGCUAUCAAAGAGCUCCCACCUUCCAUUGGAAAUCUUUCACGGCUUGGAACUUUGUUUAUAAGCUCCUGCAAAAGUCUUAGGGAGCUUCCAAACAGUUUAUUGAUGUUGCAAAAUCUUAGCACACUUGCGUUGGGAGGCAUUCAACCUCGUGGUGGAAGAAAUUAA